AUGGGGCAACUGUGGAUGGCCGAGUUCAAGAUGCGCGAGUCCACACAAAACGUGCGCUUGUCUGACACCAAGGCACCGCCCCAAACAGAAAGUGCCCAAGACGUGUCUAAACGUGCCAUAACCAAUGUUGUGUUUAUGGCGCCAGCCCAGCAUCUCAAAGCCAUUAUUUAUGCGCAGAUGGGGCAAACCGAUUUGGCCAUUCGUGACUAUGCCAAGGCCGUGCAAAUGAAUCCUAGCGACCCUGACAUUCUCAACAACUAU
Molecule: messenger RNA, 261 nt
Organism: Darwinula stevensoni
Lineage: Eukaryota; Metazoa; Arthropoda; Ostracoda; Podocopida; Darwinulidae
Source: the annotation of a GenBank genome assembly